AUGCGCGCUUUUAUCAUUACGCUUACUCUUGCCCACCUUUAUACCCAAAUAUUGGCCAAUCCAUUGGCUCAAUCUCUCAAAACUAGGCAAGCUCCAGGUAUAAAGCAAACAGUUGGGACAUGGCUUUAUAAAGGCUGUUAUAAGGACUUCGGGCCACGAAUUCUUGCAUUCCGAUUUGAUGUUCCAGGUGGAAACAGUGCCGAACGUUGUACAGCCAUCUGCAAUGGCCAUGGAUACGGUCUCGCUGGUCUUGAGUAUGGAAGCGAAUGCUGGUGCGACAACUACAUGCCGUACGGGCAGCUGAUGAGCGACAGUGAUUGCAGCUUUACUUGUCCAGGAGACAACACCGAGCUUUGUGGCGCCGGAAACAGAAUGCUGGUGUAUCAAGAUUCAACUGCCACUCCUCCCAGCCCCAAUACGUGCAUCACAUGGCGCGACGCGUCGAGCUUCAUCAAUAAUGUCCUACAGGCUGUCCCAAAGAGUGGUUCCGGGCCUAUCACGAAGCUAUACGCCAUACCAACAAAUCCCUUCACGGAUCCCCUUUAUUACACAAUAAUUUCGACCUGCCCCGCUGGGUGUCCAUACACGGACUACUACAACUUUGGCUUGUAUGGAAGCGUACUCCGAAGCUACAACUCGUUACCAUACGCCCCAAAUGUCGGCGAUUCUCAGGCUUUCACGUCCCAGUCAUCUGCCGUUGGAUACGCCGGGUUUUGCCCAAAGCCAAACCCUCUUUCCUCCAAUCCGUUCAUCGGAUAUCCACUGCUUUCAGUGUCUGGGCAUACAGAUCUGUGGAGCCUUUGCACCAACACAACAGCGGGAGGAAGACAAGACAUAGUCUACUCUCCAGUUGUCAACCAUCCUCAUUAUGUCAAGUCUGCUUGUCAGGAUGUAUGGAUUCAGAUUGUUCCGUAUUCUUAG
Psilocybe cubensis is the source of this 921-nucleotide messenger RNA. RefSeq names its product WSC domain-containing protein. NCBI's taxonomy places the organism in Eukaryota, Fungi, Basidiomycota, Agaricomycetes, Agaricales, Agrocybaceae. The transcript has 6 exons. The record is from RefSeq and is a predicted model, not a curated record. Bases 1 to 921 code for a protein of 306 amino acids.